Nymphaea colorata (pocket water lily) is the source of this 1262-nucleotide messenger RNA. RefSeq names its product expansin-A2-like. The transcript has 3 exons. The record is from RefSeq and is a predicted model, not a curated record. Gene Ontology annotation, biological process: plant-type cell wall organization. Bases 190 to 960 code for a protein of 256 amino acids. NCBI's taxonomy places the organism in Eukaryota, Viridiplantae, Streptophyta, Magnoliopsida, Nymphaeales, Nymphaeaceae. Gene Ontology annotation, cellular component: extracellular region.
UCUCUUUGAUGAGGAGGCAUUCAAACUCUUUUUCUAUUCAACUACCAUCUUGGUCAUGCAGUAUAAAUAGAUGAACCCCUCCCCUUUGGCUAAGCACAAGCAAACCCGGCUAACCAGCUCCUCUCAUCUCUCCAGGUUUUCUUAGCUCUCUGAUCUGCAUUUCCUCCAGAAUUUGAAGGGUUUGCAUUAAUGGCUGCCCUUAACUUCUCUUCUACUGCAACAACCUGCUUCUUGCUCGUGAUAUCGUUGCUUACCUUUUCCCCUACCGGCUCCAACGGUGACUAUGGAUGGCAAGGUGGUCAUGCCACCUUCUAUGGUGGUGGUGAUGCAUCAGGGACCAUGGGGGGAGCUUGUGGCUAUGGCAACUUGUACAGCCAGGGGUAUGGCACACUCACUGCUGCACUCAGCACUGCUCUCUUUAACGAUGGCCUCAGCUGCGGGUCUUGCUAUGAGAUGAGGUGCAAUGACGACCCCAAGUGGUGCCGGCCGGGCAGCAUCACAAUCACUGCCACCAACUUCUGCCCCCCCAACUACGCCUUGCCCAACAACAACGGAGGGUGGUGCAACCCUCCGCUGCAACAUUUCGACUUGGCUGAGCCUGCUUUCCUGCAGAUUGCUGAGUACAGGGCCGGAAUUGUCCCCGUGGCUUUCAGAAGGGUACCCUGCGUGAAGAAAGGAGGAAUAAGGUUCACCAUCAAUGGCCAUUCUUACUUCAACUUGGUCCUCAUCACCAACGUCGCUGGUGCAGGGGACGUCCACGCUGUGUCCAUAAAGGGGUCGAGAACAGGGUGGCAGCCCAUGUCCAGGAACUGGGGCCAGAACUGGCAGAGCAACUCCUAUCUAAACGGCCAGUCCCUCUCCUUCCGGGUCACCUCCAGCGACGGCCGGACGGUCACCAGCUACAAUGUGGUGCCUGCCAAUUGGCAGUUCGGCCAGACCUUUGAGGGUGGUCAGUUCUAGAGAGGAAGAUGGAGGACGUACUUCUUAUAUUUCUUUUUUGUUUUGAGAUUUGGAAUAUAGGAAGGGCCAUGCAUGCUGACUGCUGUGGUUGCUUUCUAGCGCCCGCAAGGCCAUAAUAUGAGCUCUUUAUAUACUAUAUAUACAUGUGAUUUUUUUUUUUUUUUUUUUUUGCGUAUGUGGUGCAUAGUAUACACCGUCUGUCUGUGCUUAUAGAAACAACAGUGUUUUGGCAGAUUAUGCAAUUGCAUGUGGAGUAGUUAUUUGUUCCUCUCUCUACAUGUUAAGAAGUUGUAUCACCCGAA